Molecule: messenger RNA, 696 nt
Organism: Lachancea nothofagi CBS 11611
Lineage: Eukaryota; Fungi; Ascomycota; Saccharomycetes; Saccharomycetales; Saccharomycetaceae
Source: the annotation of a GenBank genome assembly
AUGGAUAGACCAGACGCACAAAUCAACUACGAUGAUGCCGUUGAGUAUUGGACCUCGAUUCCAGCAACGGUGGACGGCGUCCUCGGUGGCUACGGUGAUGGUACCACUGUUCCUGUAAUGGAUGUUUUGGGCUCGAACCAUUUCUUGAGAAAACUGAAAUCUCGAAUGGUGGUGGCGGACAACUGUCAGAAAGUUGGUUGCGACAUUGGUGCUGGGAUCGGACGUGUCACCCGGGACAUGCUGCACAAGCAUUGUGACGUGGUAGAUCUAGUGGAACCGGUCAAACCCUUUGUAGAACAAAUGCGAGUGGAAUUGGCUCCAUUGGCAAAAGAAGGCCGUCUGGGCCAGAUCUUUGACAUCGGCAUGCAGGAAUGGACUCCUGACGAGGGUCGGUACUGGUUGAUAUGGUGCCAGUGGUGCGUGGGCCAUUUGCCAGACGACGAGCUGGUACGGUUCUUUGAACGCUGCAAGAAGGGUCUACAGCCUAACGGCACGAUCGUGGUGAAGGAAAACAACACACAGGUGGCAGAAGAUGACUUUGACUCCACGGACUCGUCCGUAACACGCUCGGAUGAGAGCUUCAAGAAGCUCUUCGAAAGAGCAGGUUUGAAGCUCAUAGCAGCCGAUAGACAGAAGGGCCUGCCCAAGGAGCUGUAUCCAGUAAGAAUGUACGCCUUAAAGCCUGCGGAAAGCUGA